Messenger RNA from Talaromyces marneffei, 4368 nucleotides. RefSeq lists its product as uncharacterized. Gene Ontology annotation, biological process: amino acid activation for nonribosomal peptide biosynthetic process; secondary metabolite biosynthetic process. The record is from RefSeq and is a predicted model, not a curated record. The transcript has a single exon. NCBI's taxonomy places the organism in Eukaryota, Fungi, Ascomycota, Eurotiomycetes, Eurotiales, Trichocomaceae. Gene Ontology annotation, molecular function: catalytic activity; phosphopantetheine binding. Gene Ontology annotation, cellular component: cytoplasm. The coding region runs from base 1 to 4368 and encodes 1455 amino acids.
AUGCGUGCCACGUCAAUUCUCGACGUGACGCCGCCGCCGUGCAAGCUUCCGUCCUUCUGCGUGACUGGACUUGCCACGUAUUUAGCCAACGUCACUACUCAUACCGUGGCUUUGCAGCACAUAGCAGUAGCUCAUUGCGAAUCCCAAGACCGAGCUCUGCUUUAUCGUUUUGGACGCUUCAUCAGCCAUGUUGUUGAGUGCGACCAUGUCACAUUUUCCGCCGCUACGCCUUCGGUUGGACGUAUCUGGGUUCAGGCCGUGAAUCCGCCCCAGGGAGAACCUGAGCUUCACAUUUUGGCAGGCGGCCAUGAAAAGACGGUCCAGAGCGACUUUAGUAUAUGUAUCACAGCUCAAAACACACAUGCUGCUUCCACCGAAGCCACAGUAGCCGAGAAGACACCAUUCAUCCUCUUGGUCGAGCACAUAGAGGUAGACAAGAUCAAUAUCAGUCUCAGCUUGCGCAGCGAUUACGGGGGUACUAUCGCGGCAGAGCACCUGGCCGUUUUGGUUGCUGCAUACUUGAAGUCCGAUUCCACCGAUGCGACAGGUGGUGUGGCAGGUCUCGCACCGUCUCGCGUCAACUUUGCGCCAUUUUUGCGGGAUCAAGCCAACGGGGCGAACGGUAAUGCCGCUUCACACCUCCUUCAUAGCGCAUUUGAAGACUGUGUUCGGCAGCAUCCCGACAAUAUAGCAGUCGAAUAUCUGUGUCGAACGUCUCCAACGUCCGCACAAAGAUCCACCACGACUACCUAUACCCGCCGUGAUGUCACGUACGCCGAAUUGAACGCUGAAGCAAACGAGCUGGCGUUGGAACUUGGGUUGAUGUUGCAAGUGCUCAAAGAUAAGUGGCGUCCAGUCUCAGGCGACCAGUAUGCGGUACCUCUCUUGAUACUACCAAGCCCGGAACUUUUCGUAGCUAUGCUGGCCAUUCUCAAAUUGGGCCAUGCAUUCAGCUCCCUUCCAUCCGAUGCACCGGUCGAACGGCUCAGAGCAAUUAUUGACGACCUUGGUGCACCAGUUCUGUUUGGGGUUGGUCCAGCGCCUUGGGGAGAUCUGGCAGGCUCGCGGGAGGCUUUCGAUGGCAUCCUAUGGGUUGACAUCGCCAGUCCCUCCGCCUGGCGCAGAGAUUUCCUUAUAGACGACAUGCCAAGUCUGAGCGUUCGACGUACGAGCGAGGAGGACAUCUGUUAUCUAUUCUACACAAGUGGCUCUACCGGGAAACCGAAGGGUGUGCUUGGCCCUCAUCGCGCCGCCGUCACCUGCGUAGCAUCCACGCUGCAGGGCCCGCUCUCGCACCUCCCUGCCGGUCCUCGGCUUCGCUGGCUCAGUUUGAGUGCCCCGUCAUUUGACCCGUUCAUCAUCGACACCUUUGUGCCACUUUCAAUCGGCGGUGUGGUCUGCGUCGCUGAACGUGACCUGCUCCUGACAGAUCCGGAAGCCUGCGCCCGUGAACUGCGUGCGACAGCUUCGUACGCUGUCGCCAGCUUAGCACUGCUAAUGCGGCCCGAGAAAAUGCCUGAGCUGAAGACGUUGAUUGUUGGAGGUGAGUCUGUCAACAGCCGGGUGAUUGAGAAAUUUGCGCGCGUUCACGGGUCAACCCACGCAGAGGACGACAGGUAUCUGAUCAACGCGUAUGGUCCUACCGAGACGACCAUCUUCAUGACGGCUGAGCCUUGUACGCAGGCCUCACGUAGUUCCAUUAUUGGCGACGCCUUAUCGUCUGCCUUUUGUCUGGUGGUUGAUCCAGAUUCACUCGAUGCUGGGAAACUGAGAGAAAAGCCCUUCGGGCUCUCAGGUGAACUCGUUGUCGGCGGUCCCCAGGUUGCUCAGGGGUACCUCAACCGCGAAAAGGAAACGUCACGGGCAUUCAUCUCUGCGUGCCAAUUCCCGGAGCUGGAUCUGCCUUUGGGAAGAAUGCUCUACCGAACAGGUGACAAGUCUCGCGUGGUCUGGUCUGCUGAUGGGAAACCCAGCAUCGAUUUCUUGGGCCGCAUCGAUGCUGACCAGGUCAAGCUGAACGGCCGCCGUGUAGAACUCACGGAAAUCGAGAAUGUACUGGCUGGUGCCGAAGGUGUGGCAGCUGUGGCAGUCGUUGUCGUAAAGAAGCCAGGAGUGGGAUCCUCCCAUCUUAUAGCGUUUGUUUCACUCUGGCCGGAUCAAGAUGAAAAAGACGUUGUGGCUAGGUGUCGGGCUCAAGCGGAGAGAUUACUGCCACAUUGGAUGUCUCCAGAGACUUACACCAUCCUUAAUCAACUGCCCUGGACGGCAAGUGGAAAGGUGGAUCGGAAGACUUUGGUGCGUGUCGCCGUUGCCGAUGAAGCUCCUGUCCCGAGUCACAGUUCGAACGCUACUUCCCAGCAGGUGAAGAGUGCGGACACCGAGAAGCAACCCAUGGACUCGUCAUCAAUCGUUAACCGUGGUAUCAUUACUGCUAUUGGCAAGGAUGUUGCUGACUUAGAUCCGAAUACACCUCUUCUAAGCCUCGGACUGGACAGUUUACGGGCCAUGGUGCUCCUCCAGAGAUUGCGGGACGACGGGAUAGAAGUAUUGGGCUUGAGCGAGGUUCUCUCGUCUGAAACUGUCCGCGAUCUGACAAAUCUCGUCCAGUCUAGACUGUUGACGGCAACAGAAGAUACGGUGAUGACGAUGAAAACGCAGCCAGAGAAACGUUUUGAUUUUACCAACGAGAACGGACAACACAAGAUGGAGACUUCCACGAGCGAAGCUGAUAAUGUGGACGUUUCCGCAAUCGCCAUCGAUGACGAAGAAGCUCUCUACGAACUUUCAAAUACUGCGAAACUGCGACAUUUCUCUCACCACUGCCGAGACAAGUGCGCGUCUUCCCUCGCACUUACGGCCUCUGACAUUGAGCAGGUUUUGCCGGCCACCAAUACACAGGUCCGCAUCUUAUACAUCGCGACACGUCACGGCUUUGUCGAUCCAUCCCGAUACUCCGGUCGACCACAGAUUGAGCAUUUCGUGUACGAUUUGCCUCUUGACAAACUUGACCCGGUCCGUUUCAAGAGGGCAGUCAAUGUCGUCCUCCAGAGACAUGACUGCUUCCGAACCGUUUUUUGUAACGUCAACCACCCGCUGUUCCCCUUUGCCAUGUGCAUCCUCAAUAAGGAAUCAGAGCGUUGGAAGAUUCCAACAGUCGAAAUAGUGUGCAAUUUUGACAACAAAGAUAACGAACGGUGGCAGAACACAAUAGCCUCGUGCCAACAAGCUGCAGAACACUCCAUGAGCAUGGACCAAGCAGGUGUUACGGUGACUUGGGUCCGUUCCGCGGAUGGUAACCGCGACAUCAUGGUCUUAUCACUAUCUCACGCAAUCUACGAUGGUAUUAUGCUGUCGCAUAUACGCGAGGGGAUUGCCACGGAGUAUGUCAAUCCUGGGAGCACACCAUCGGGUAUCCAAGGACACACAGACAGUGGCACCAAUCUCGCGCUCCUGCCUAUACGCGCAACUGUCGAACUUUUGCUUGAGCGCGGUGAUUGGACUGAGACCAUGUUCUACUGGAUGAAACGUUUGGGAGGCGUGCCAAACUUCCACAUUGGAUCCAAGAGACCUGUUCCUCAUGUAGAGAGAUCCCUCGCGCAGAGUGGGGUCAACGAGAUCACACACAUGCGCAGAUCUGCGCUCAGCAGCAGUCUGUCCAUGCAAGAGCUCUCAAAGAGUGCCACAUCGAGUUUGGGUACCACUAUGGCCAGUGUAGUUCAAGCAGCAUGGGUGAGCGUCCUAGCCCAAACCAUCGAGGCUGCUGACAUCUCCAGCGGCGGCCUCCUACACGCUCAGUUCGGAAGCAUAGUAAAUGGUAGAACGACGCAGGACCUGUGGCGAUGUGUCGCUCCGGUGCUCACAACCGUGCCGAUACACCUACCCUUGAGUCUCGGGGGCAAGAAGAAAAACCCAACCAACCGCGAGGUAUGCCGCAUGCUUGCCGCUCAAAACACCGACGCCUUACCGUAUAUCGACGUUCCUUGCCCAUCGGUCGAGAUGUUUGAGAUGGGUCAUGCCCGAUUUGACACCGUCUUGAACCUGCAGGCGUAUCGGAGCUGUGGUGGUUCUUCCGCGACGAAGGAUGAUGUUACGAUGCGAGAUUUGCCCGGAUGGGACAACUGGCACAACCUUUUGCCUCCGUUCAAGGAAGUAGACGUUGGAUCAGUCAUCAUGAUGGAAUUGUGGCCGGCGUUUGGGCCCCAGGGUCCUGAUUGGUAUGAUAGAAUGACGCUCAAAGCGACUUAUAAUACUCGCAGGCCAGGCUAUGAGUUUUUGACAGAGGAAUGGAUGGCUGGCAUGCUGAAUGCCAUGGAAGACGCGCUGGUGAGAAUCCUGGCGCAGCCGGAUGAGGAGUUUUAUGUUAGGUAG